Messenger RNA from Labrus mixtus (cuckoo wrasse), 557 nucleotides. Its product is annotated as spindle and kinetochore-associated protein 1-like. Gene Ontology annotation, biological process: chromosome segregation; mitotic cell cycle; cell division. The record is from RefSeq and is a predicted model, not a curated record. The transcript has 34 exons. Gene Ontology annotation, cellular component: mitotic spindle; spindle microtubule; outer kinetochore. Bases 1 to 555 code for a protein of 184 amino acids. Gene Ontology annotation, molecular function: microtubule binding. NCBI's taxonomy places the organism in Eukaryota, Metazoa, Chordata, Actinopteri, Labriformes, Labridae.
AUGGUUUUAAGGGAUCCUGUGGUUUUGGUGGUAGAGGGAGGAGGAGGAGGAGGAGAGGAGGAGGAGGAGGAGAGGAGAGGAGGUGAGUCUGUGAUGUGUGCAUCAGUGACUCUCUGUCUUGUGUCCUGUGUCCUCUCAAAGGAGGAGGAGGAGGAGGAGAGGAGAGGAGAGGAGGAGAGGAGGAGAGGAGGAGGAGGAGGAGGAGUCUGUGAUGUGUACAUCAGAGAGAUGGACUUCAUCACUGUCUCAGAGUUUGACAGCAUCCCUCAGUACAUGAGAGGACGUGUGUCGUACGAGCAGCUGAAUGCUGCAGUGCAGAGCAUCAACAUUUCUGUUACAGCAAAGUACAAAAUCCUCCAUCAGUCUGUGAAGAGUCUCAACAAUCAUUCCUGUAAACUGCAGCAGCGCUUCAAGGAGCAGGAGAGCAACGACACUAGAGGUCACUUGUUUGUGGUGGAGGACGACUUCAGAGAGUUCUCUCAGGUGAAGAUGGACAAACACUUUCAGGGGAUUCUGAGCAUGUUGAGACACUGUCAGCGUGUGAAGGAGCGCUGAGG